AUGGCUUCUCAGCAGAAUUCAUGGCAUCAAUAUGAUUGCCAUACUGUGGAACACCGUUCACGAAACUCGCAUCAAUCGACCAGCUUAUUACAAAGGAACCACGCCAGUGAGAAACAAAAAGACAAAAACAAGGAAGUUAGGAAUUCUAUGUAUGCGGAGAGCUUCGGAAACAAAGUUGAGAAAUAA
Puccinia triticina is the source of this 186-nucleotide messenger RNA. RefSeq lists its product as uncharacterized. The transcript has a single exon. Bases 1 to 186 code for a protein of 61 amino acids. NCBI's taxonomy places the organism in Eukaryota, Fungi, Basidiomycota, Pucciniomycetes, Pucciniales, Pucciniaceae. The record is from RefSeq and is a predicted model, not a curated record.